Poecilia reticulata (guppy) is the source of this 3850-nucleotide messenger RNA. NCBI's taxonomy places the organism in Eukaryota, Metazoa, Chordata, Actinopteri, Cyprinodontiformes, Poeciliidae. The record is from RefSeq and is a predicted model, not a curated record.
GACACGUUACAAUUUUGUGUAAUCAGUUUUGUGUUUUGAUGGUAAAAAUUUAUCACUCUUGGCUUGUGGCCAGGGGCCGAACAAAAUCCUAUCACGGACCACAAAUGAUCCCCGGGCCACACUUUGGACACCCCUGCCAUAGACCUAUCCUGUUCCAGGAAGCAUAAUGGGUCACUUUUAAAACAAACUUGCCAAACAAGAUGGCCGCCAUGUGCAUCCUGAUGGUUUCAAUAAUAGUCGACUUGUUGAAACCAUUUUGUAUGGAUUUUCUGCAUAUGAAGGUCUUUAGCAUGUAGAUGUUGCUAUUGGCUGUAAAUGAAGCUAAUAAGUCGGAGCAGAACGUGAGCUGUUGACCUUUAACCUGCUUUGCCUUGCAGCCAUGAGCCACCUGAAUGGCCAGCGGCUGCAUGGGAAACCUCUCCGGAUCACGCUGUCCAAACACACCAGCGUCCAGCUUCCCCGUGAAGGCCACGAGGACCAGGGCCUGACCAAAGACUACAGCAACUCCCCGCUGCACCGCUUCAAGAAGCCCGGCUCCAAAAACUAUUCCAACAUCUUUCCUCCCUCCGCCACCUUGCACCUCUCCAACAUCCCCCCUGCUGUGGUUGAAGACGACCUGAAGAUGCUGUUUUCCAGCUCUGGAGCCAUCGUCAAGGCCUUCAAGUUCUUCCAGAAGGACCAUAAGAUGGCUCUGAUCCAGAUGGGUUCGGUGGAGGAAGCCAUCGACUGCCUCAUCACGUUCCACAACCACGACCUGGGAGAGACGCACCACCUGCGCGUCUCCUUCUCCAAGUCGUCCAUCUGAGCCGGACAGUUUCUAUUUUUAUACGGCGUCCACUACACUCCAAUCAUUCCGAUGCAGAAACCACCACGAAGUCUGCUGUGAUGUUAAAUUAUUGUGUUGUUUCUUUUUUAGACUCUUUACCUUCGGAGAAAGGUAGGAUUAUCCCAUCAAUACGACACUUCAGAGGUGCUUCUCUGAAGUCCUGCAAUUAUUCUCCAAAAUCAGAGAAAAGUCAGUAUUCUGAGUUUUAACUGUUUGAUAAAAGGUCAGGUCGUCAGAAUUUAAUGUCCUCCUUGUUGGGAAGUUUUUAGCGUCUUCUGCCUUUUGGCCUUCGGCCUUCACAAACCCAAAGUCAGAACUGACUUUAACUCAGAAUGAUCACUUUAGUCUCUGACUCUCGCCUGGUUUAAUAAAAACAAUAAGGUUGUUAGAUGAUGGUCCCGGUUUGGGCAGUCGUAGCUUCUGGUGUCGCGUUUCACCCGGGCGCCUCUUUGACCUUAAGAUGACCCCUGUGCCUUAUUCUGACUCAAACACAAAAACGAAGCCUCUGAAUUGGAAAAGCAGGUUUACAGUUGAUAAAGGUUUACUGUUGAGAUGUAUUACAGAUAUAUUCCUGUCUUUGUGUGUUUUGUUGGUGUUGUCUGUUAGUGUUUCGUAAUGUUGGUUACUGUAGCAUCAAACAUGUGAACCGAGUGUUUUAGCAGCUUCGCUUCGUCGUUUAGAUUUUCUUUCUCGUCACUUUCCGGCUCUUUUUCUUUCCCAAAUAUGCAAUCAUUAUGUAAUCAUAUAUUGUAGCAAUAUUUUAAUCAUUCCUGAGCUUUUGUUUUAUUUUCCUCGCUGAGCUCGGCCGUUUCCGCUGCCUUCUUCGACCCGAAGAUGAAUGUUGUGUUUUUGUUUUUGUUUGUUUUGUUAGUUGCGUGUCUCUCAGAACGUUUUUAAUUUAUACGUUUGUGAUCCACUACAGCUAAAACCAAAAACAGCCUUUUUAGAUGCAAACAGUUCCACCUGCCUCAGGUUUCUGAUUUUUAAGGCCUAAAAAAAAACAAAAUAAUAGUGGUUCAGGCUUUUAUUGGUGGUUUGUUUUUGGGGUUUUUUUUCCCCUGUGAAAAUGUAAAUGACUUCAACCGAUUUGCUCACGUUUGGCUACGCGGCGUGCCUUCAACCCAGCGCUGAAGUCGCAACAUCACAAAGUGAAAUCUUCUGACGGUUUAGUCAAAGUUUGCUGGUUUGGCUCAUUUACGUCUUAAUUUUACAAACUGUCGACAUUCCAGCCACUCGGAAGUCCACUCCAUUUUCAGCGUAGCGCGAUAUUUUGCUGUCUGAACGAAGUGUUUGGUAGAAAUGAGCUGCUGAGGUUUACGGUGGCGAUGCGUUCGGUGCACCUGGGAAAAGUUCGAGGAACUUCGAUUAGGAAAGGAAAAAAGAGACGACGUUUAACGUGAAAAUUAUACGAUACAAUGAGUUUUUACAUCACGUUUCAACGCGAAAAUGUCGCGUUUUGACGAGUUUUAUCACGUUAUGACGUAAAACUUUUUCGUUUUAACGUGUUUUACAUACCGUUACAACGGGAAAGUUUCUCACUAUAACCAGAUAUUAAACUUGUUUUAUUAAAACAAACUUUCUCGUUUUACAUCUCGCUAUGUGAAUUGGUUUCAACGAGUUUGUAACAUAAAAGUUUUUUAUUGUUAUAAAGUUUGUUUUGACCAGUUUUAUCACGUUGUAAUGUGAAACCUUUUCGCUUUAUCAUGCGAAAGUUUUACAUUUCGUUAAAACAAACUUUCUCGUUGGAGCAAAAGUUUCACGUUUUGACAAGUUUUAUAUCUCGUUGUGUAAAUUUGUCUUUAAAAUGAGCUUCAUGUCGUCAUAGUGUGAAACUUUGGAGCUGAAAGAAAAAAGUUUUGCAUGAUAAGGAGAUGAAACUCGUCAAAACAUUAAACUUUCACAUUAUAACAAUGUAAAACGAGAGUUUUUCACGCAACACGACAUGAAACACGUUAAAACAAGAAACUUGUUAUACCAAGAUGUAAAACUCCUUUUCACAAACUUUCACAUUAUAAGACUGUAAAACUCGUUUCUCAUUUUAAGAUUUAAAACGAGAAACUUGUUGAGUUUUAUGUCGUUAUAACAAGUUUCUCACGUUAUAAAAAGAUAUGAAACUUGUUAAAAUGAGAAACUGUUUAUAAGAUGCAAAACUCUUUAUAACAAACUUUCAUGUUAUAACCAGAUGUAAAACGUGUUAAGUUUUUCUUUUAAAUGGGAUAUAAAACCCGUUAAAACUUUAAACUCGCUUUACAACCGGAUGUAAAAGUCGUUGCAAUAAAAUGUCUCAUUUUGACAAGUUUUUAAAAUCUCUAGCAUUUGAGUUUCUUGUUUGAAUGAGUUUUAUAUCUCAUUAUAACAAAAUAUUUGCUCCUGAAUUUAUUUCCCACUUUUGGCAGUUGAAUUCUUCCAUAGAUGAGAAAGCGGAACCUAAAGAAGUCUCCUCUGAUUGGUCGAUUGCAGUGGUCUGAUCUGACUCCGCCCACUAAAUCUGAAUUAAUUUUAUUGGCUAAAAUGUUUUCUAUAAAACUUAAGACUACAACAUUGUUUUUCCAUAGGUUUUUGUCGUUAAAUGAUAUUUACUUUGCAGCUAUUUAAAAAAAAAAAAUAGUUUGCUUAUAUAUUUAAUGUGUUUUUUUGAGGGUUUCUGUUGGUGUCGAGAGUUAGGAGGAUUUCCCACCGUGAAGUAAAGUGGACCAAUGAAAACACUCCAAAUGCUGGACAUAAAGUCCUUUAUUUACUGUGAAGAAGCUUUUAACUGCGAACAUAACGAUCCGGCUGCUUGUUCAGUUUCUCCCUGGGUGCACCUGAAUGCAUCGUGACCUGUCGUCUGCUGGAGCGGGAGCCCGAACCGGGUCAAAGGUCACCUGACUGUACAUACAUGUUUUAUACACGGCUAUCUGAGAGGAGAUUGUUGGUUUUAUAUCCAAUGAAACGUGUAUAUUUUGAUUCGAGUGUGCAACAAGUUCUGAGCCUUACAUUGUGUCACAAAGAAAAAAAAUAAAUCAGUUUUUUUUUUUUUUAAAA